AUCACCAAAUCGAAUUCCGAAGGGAACGCUCGGCAGCACGGCCGCAAGAAGAGAGCUCAAUCCUCCUCUGGAGGGAGCUCAAGAAGCGUGGCCUAUGCACCGCGAGGGGAAUUCCACCACCGCGAAAGGGAAGGCGAAGCGGUGAAGGGAGGCCACAUCAGAUUCCAACGAGGGAGGAAGGAGGGGGAUGGAUGAGGAGGAGGAGGAGGAGGAGGAAGAGGAGGCACCCCCCAACUGGCGACGCAGCGGUGCGCGCGAGGGUCUCAGCCCCCCGCGAAAGCCUCGGCCGCCGUCGGCAGGGCCCCGCCCGCGCGCCCGCGCCCAGCCUUCGGGCCUUCCAGAGAGACAAGCCGCCCCGCCGCCGCCGCCGCCGACGCCGUCCUCCGCCAGCGGCACGUGGGGCCCGUCCGCGAGCCACCAAUCCCCAGCAGGGCUGGACCGCGCGCCCGCCCGCGGCGAGGCCGUGGCGGCCUCGCGCUGCACCUCCUCUAGAGGUUGCGACACCGGGAGCGGCCCUGGGAAACGCGUGACCCGUGGUGCGCGGUUUCUUGUAUCAAGGGCGCGGACUUUGGAACAUCAAUCAGAAAUAGCCACAACCAAUCAAACAUAG
Messenger RNA from Prorocentrum cordatum, 610 nucleotides. The record is from the annotation of a GenBank genome assembly. NCBI's taxonomy places the organism in Eukaryota, Dinophyceae, Prorocentrales, Prorocentraceae.